This is a messenger RNA of Hibiscus syriacus, 898 nucleotides long. Its product is annotated as leucine-rich repeat extensin-like protein 6. The transcript has 2 exons. Bases 167 to 646 code for a protein of 159 amino acids. Lineage: Eukaryota; Viridiplantae; Streptophyta; Magnoliopsida; Malvales; Malvaceae. The record is from RefSeq and is a predicted model, not a curated record.
UUUUGCACUAUGGAAUCCUUGGCUUUUAUAUCCCAAUUUCAGUUUUCGUCCUUUCAAAGUCUUUAAUUUACCUAAUAACGUAGUCAGCAGCAUCAACCACAAGCACUUCAUCUUUCACAAAUUUCCUUUUCAUCUAAUCUUCUGUCCAUUGGAUCGAUUCGUUGCGAUGUCGAAGAAAGCAAACCAGUUCAAUCUGCCGGUAACAGCCCUGUCAAUAUUCUUCGUAAUCACCACCGUUGCAUGUCCCAUCAACGGCUUGGUAUCAAGGGAGCUUGAUGAGAACACGGCACCACCAAGUGAUGAUCAAGGCAUCAAGUGUACCCCAUCAUGUACACAAAGUCCUCCACCACCUUCCCCACCUCCACCUCCUUCUCCACCUCCUCCUUCACCUCCGGCAUGCCCUCCACCGCCGUCACCACCGGUGUUUUAUCCACCACCAUCACCACCGGUGCAGUAUCCGCCACCGUCACCGAAAAAGCCUCCGUCCCAUAGCUGUCCAGCUGGACCUACUCCACCAUCCGUUAUAUACACAACUGGUCCACCAGGGAGGAGCCUGUAUCCUAUCGAGCAAAAUUUUGGUGGUGCGAGCCGGAAUUUGGAAGUGGGUUUAUUGGCUCUGGUUUCUCUACUCCUGGUGGCUUUUUGAAAGGGGAGAUAUUGAUUUGGAUUUGGAGGUCUCCUGGGAUCUUGUGCAAUAAUAUGGAUAUGGUGAGCAUAAUUUACUAUUUUCUUCUAGGACAAGAAUUUUUUUUUGUCGGAAAGAAAGUAGGAACUUACUACUUGCUGUAUCAAUUGAUAUUGUUCAACAAUAAGUUAUUUAUCAAACAAUUAACAAUACCAAUUUAGUUACUUUUAUAUAUAUGUGUGUGAAAGUUAGAACAAUAAUGUUAUGGGAUUU